AUGCCAAGUGCGACUCCAUCAUCAUCGUCGAUGGUACUACGAGUGUAUCAAGUUUUAUCGGAAGACGAUAAUGAGGUUGACAAUCAAGUGACAUCAAUUGUUGCAACCCAUACGAUCGUGUUGGGCAAAGGUUUAGAAGCAAAUUUUAAGCUUUUCGAGGAUUUGGACGUGGAUGCAGCUCAUGGGACAUUGGAACGAACGCUAGGACUAGGAAUUUGGGUCUAUAGUGAUCAUAGUCGUGAUGGAUCGAUGCUGAAUGAGAAUCAUCGUGUACAUAAUGAUGCAGUGGUAGUACAUCAUGGUGAUAGAUUGAAACUAGGUCGAAUGGAAAUUGAAUUGAAUUUUGAUAGGGAAGUGACGGAAGUAGUUCAGGAAAAGAAAAAGAACUUGGAAGAGAAGAAAGUAGAGUCACCAAUUCGUAUUAAUCAUGAAUCAAGGAUGAGUGUACGAAAUGUUUCUCGAAUGGAUCAACGUAGAGCGUCGGUUACGAGCGGGUCAGUGGGUACCAUGUCCAAAUUGCAGCAAGCUAAGGAGCGAUUGCCUCGUAUUGAAACGUCGGGACUUGGAUAUGCUGCAGUUGAAUCGAUGAAGACGCCUCCGGAAUAUACGGCAUUGCCUAUUUCUGGAACGCAGUGGCGUAGGAAACGAAAUCCCAGUGAUACAACAACGGCAAUGACAGCAAGAACUUUGCCGUCGCCUCUUUCAGAGCAGCACGGACAUACACACUCCUUUCAUCGUCCUUAUGCACGAUGUGUUCAGGGUUUAAACAUGCCAUUCAUAUCAAUACGUAAGCAUCCGGAGGUAAAAGAUUCACGAAAGUGUGAUCUCCCACCACCAUUAGAAUAUUCGGACUCGCCUGCUGUAUCGCCGUCGUCUUUAGCGGCAAGGCAGCGCUACAACCUCUCCUAUCAAUUGCCAAGUAGUGAAACAGUUCCUGCUUCUGGAUUGUUACCAGAAGUACCGCCACCCUCGAUAAGUGCAGGUGUCCGACUGAGCUCACGGCGUGACGAUCUUCGCAUUCAAGUGUCCAAGAAGAUGGCUGCAGCAGCGCCUGUAGGUGCUAAUGUAUUCCGAAUAGAUCCAAAAGCACUGGAAUUUCAGCCACCUGCGUCGCCCGUGGCACAGCGAGACCUUAUAAAGCAGCAGAAAUUGCUGCAGACUAUUUUGCAGCACAAAUUUGAUGAGGAACAACUUCUCAAGCAGCAGCAAGAGGAAUGGAUGAGACAAAACUUGAUGUCGGUCACCUUUGACGACAAGGAGUUGCAAUUUUCUACGUUGCGUCCUCUCCAGCCUCCUACCGGAAGUGAAAAAUGGUCGCUUGACACUGGUCCAAAUGAGUUCGUACUAUAUCCCGCCACGGAUUUAGUGCCCUCACACACACUUUCACUUGGACGUAGCCAGGAAGAGCAUAUUGUAAAACCAAGUCCACGACUUCCAGUGCCCACACAAACUUCCCGAGCAUCAUCCAACAGCAUUGAAGAAAGACCCAAUGAACGCAAAUACCAUGGUCGGGAUGGACAUCAUAAUACCACCGAUCUUGUACUAAGUCCAAGCACAAUAAGCAAAUGGGAGGACAGAAGUUGUACUGCUGCCAAGGAAAAUGAGCUUUGCAGGUCAGAUGAAAGCAUUCUUUCGACAGCAACUACGGUGAUUGCUUGUCGCCGGCGUAUCACGAGCUCACUUUCAUCAAGCUGUACCAGCUCCGUUGGCCUUUGUGAUUUUCUUGGUUAUGAGGAAGAUAAAGAUACUGAAGACAUGGUCACGUCCUACACAACUGCAGAUGUACACGGCUCGGCUGAUGUGCUACGUGCUUGA
Peronospora belbahrii is the source of this 1815-nucleotide messenger RNA. Lineage: Eukaryota; Oomycota; Peronosporomycetes; Peronosporales; Peronosporaceae. The record is from the annotation of a GenBank genome assembly.